CCAGGGUUGUCAUUAUUAACCGAUUGCCGAUCGAAUUCAUCGGUUAAAAUCGCCAGAAAAUCGGUUGUUUUUCCCGAAUCUUUAAAAUUGCGAUCGGAAGUUUUGAUCACGCAAACAGACAAUAAUUGACGAGGAAUAAAAGUAGUUCAGUAGAACAACACCCGGUCAUUCAGUCAGUCCGUUAACUCGGCCUAAGAACUACUGUUUUCAGUGAAUUUCUCAGCGAGUGGCCAAUAUUGAUUUUUCUAGCUGUUAAUCAAAUUCUUCUUAGUAAGCACGUCAACCAAUCAGCGCUCAGGCAGCCAAAUACACGCCGACCCCACGUGAAACUGUAUCAAAUAGCUGUACAUUUCACAGAUUAUUACUGACCGUAUUUCAACGAAUGUAGCUUUGUAGAGCGUAAUUAACUACAUAUUAAACAAUGCUCUUCGAUUUUCUACCAAGAUAAAAGAUAUUAGCGACCUCUGUGCUACGUAGUUGUUAUUCAGCAUCUAAAUAUUUAAAUCCACGCUUUCCCCGAGGAAGAAUGACGUGAUGUUAUACAUGAAGUCUUAUUUUGGCAUGAUUUUCAUCUGUAUAUGAAAAACACGAGGAAUGUGUCUGUUACUAGAAUUUUCUUAAUUUUCCGUGAAUAAUGAAAUCUGAUUUCAGAUAACACAUUUAAUUAAACGCAUUUGAAAAUACUUAAAUAAUGCAUUUUGUUAUACAAAUGGUCAUUACACAUAAUAUAAUAAGUAGGUAAAUAACGUGUUUUGAGAUUGCCAAACUAUGCAUACAUAUAGAUCUACAUGCAUGAAUGACCUGACAAGUUAUAUCACGAUCCGGAUUGAAAAGAACUCGGUAAAAUUUUAAGAAAGACGCGUUUUUAUUUUCAGAAAUUAACUUUCACUUUCGCAAGCUUUUCUGAAAGGAGGUACAUGUAACAGUUUAGAUUGAGUCGUUGAUUUGUCGUAAUUACUAUAUAUAAACGGUUCUCAAUGCUCUCAAAUCGCGUCACCUUAUUCACUCAUGUUCAAUUGGAAAUCCCCAAUCCCACAAUUCAAUUUGUAUAUGCACUUGCGUUAAAUGGCAGACAACAUUCAUCGUCAAUAUUGGCCAUAAUUUGGUUUUGAAAAAAAAGAAAUCGUAAUAAUACUGGAUUAUCGGGUAAUGGAUAGAAUUGGAACAUGCAAAGAUCUAUCAAUAUAAUAGGUUUUUAUAUUGUACAGUAUACUAAAAAUGUGAUAAUCUUAAAAUUUUCUGUUCUUUUUAGACCUCAUUUUAACUUUUUUAUGCUCUGAGAAUAGCAAUAUUUUGUCCCUAAAAUGUCUAGAAUUCGUUUUCGGUCGGGGAGCUUCGCCCCCCUGACCCCCCUAACAGGGCCUUGCCCUGGACCUACAAGGUGGCCUAGGCGGCCCCUUGACCCCCAGCCCAAUCGGUUACUAUUCCAAAAUAAUCCUUUGUUUACAAUCAUAAUGACAACCCUGGGCUACCACUGCACGUCCUGACAGUGCAACCCCUGGGGCAACAUGCUCCCACACCAUGGAAACCAGUGGGCCUAGCAUUGAAACAUUGAAGAAACCAGAGAUUGCCACUGGCAUAGCUGAGUGCACUGGCCCGGAACAUUUGUCACAGAGUCCUGCUCAGCUGAUUCAGGUUCGCAAGGAGUCACCCAGUGACUGGUGGGAUGGAGAGCUACAGCCUAGCAGAUCCAACGAUGUGAGCCGGAGUCAAGCGGUGAAAGAAAUGGCCGAUUAUUAUGCUAUGAUGGAGCGUAAACACAGCAGACAGAAGGCGGCUUCAGAUCGAAUGUUGAACAAACUACGAGACCAAAGUAUUCAAAGUGUUCAAAAGACUGUGGUCUACACAGAGCAUGGAGGGAUUUCAUACUCAUUCAAGGAUGUGUAUGAUCGAGUUUGCCAGCUGGUUCCAUCAGAAAUCCUUCCUGCCAAAUUUGUACUGCACUCCAGAGCAGGGGAAGAGUAUGACAUUAUGAGUGAAAAAGUAAAUGAAGAAACUCCACCAGUUUUGUUCCUGAAAGAACAAAAAAUGGAUAAUUUGAACGACACUCUGACGAACUUUGAAGAGGUCUUCUUUUGAACUUUAUGUUGGAUUGAGUUGUAUACCUUUUAAAUUCACCUGAUUACAACGUGAUCACCAUUUGUCCUUCAACAUCUAUCUUGUUUACAAUCUAGAGGCCACAUUUAUUUUCCUAUCUUCAUGAAACUUUGUUAGAAGAUUUGUCCCUAUGAUAUAUUGGCUAAUUUUGAAUAGUUUAUGAGUCUUAUUUUAACUUUCAUCCAAUUGACAUGGUAUGUCAGUGUCUGUACUUGGAAGCUCUCCAUUUGAUGAAUAAACAAUUCACAUAUGACCUAUUGAAACUUGUACAGACAGCCUUUUUUCAGUCAGCUACUGGUUAACUGAGUUAUUCCCCAUACAUUAAUCUAAGGUUUUAAUAUGUACAUAAACGUUAUGUGUUGGAAAUAUUUUCAAAUAUCAAAACUUUCAUAUACUACUUUUAUCUUUCUGCAGUCCUUUAUCAAAAUAGUUUAGUAAUUUGGGUUUCAGGUGAGCACCUUUGAUCCUGUGGCCCCUCUAAUUUUCUUUAUUGAAAAUUGAAAAGUAUAUAUGUUUACUUCCUUCAAUGUUAUGUUUUUCUGUGUCCACCAAACAUGUGUCUGUGACACAUGUAGUUAAAUAUUUGUCAACAAAAAGUGAUAUAACUUAAUAUAAUAUGUCAAGCAUGAUGUUGUAACUUUGUAUUAAGAUAGUGAGGACAUUUUAUUGUCACUGAAAUGUAAAUUGAAUUAUUGAAAAUAACAUACAAUCUAAAUACUUCACUGACAUGAAAAGUACACAAGAAAUAUUCAUGCAAGAUACAUCUGGAUUUUUAUGUCCCCCACCCACUAUAGUGGGGGACAUAUUGUUUUUGCCCUGUCUGUUGGUUGGUUGGUCUGUUGGUUUGUGCCAACUUUAACAUUUUGCAAUAACUUUUGCUAUAUUGAAAAUAGCAACUUCAUAUUUGGCAUGCAUGUGUAUCUCAUGGAGCUGCACAUUUUGAGUUGUAAAAGGUCAAGGUCAUCCUUCAAGGUCAAAGGUAAAAAAAACUAAUUCAAAGCGGAGCAGAAGGGGACAUAGUGUUUCUGACAAACACAUUUCUUGUUGGACUUAAUAUAAACAUUAUUGUUCUCAUUUGUUGGUUGAAUGCAUUUUAUUAAUAACUAUUAAAAAAAUCAGCUUGAACACUCAAAGAAGGAAUUUUACUGUAUAUCAAUAUUCUGUGUUUUGCUGUCUUGCCUGAAGUCUUAAAGAGGAUAAGUUUAUAUGGGCAUACAAAUACAAGUGUUUGGCUGUGUUGUGUUUGGGUUUAAAUGUAGGCCUGGGGUGUGGUUAAGCGGAAUGGAUUUAGUUUCUCUGAAAUUUUUUUACCAAAUCUUUUUUGGCUGACGAAGCGGAGAAGCCAGAGGAGAUAUUUCAAAGUUGAUAGCUCAUCUAAAGUUUAAAUUUGUUCAAAUACAUUGAAUGUUAGCUGUGAUUGAAGUUAUAAAUCUGUAAAUUUGCAAGAUAUUUGGGUCGACUGACUUUGCUUUGAUAGUAGUGUUUACAUGAUAACAUUGUUUGGAUCAUGUGGGUUCAGAGCUUGUGUGGACAAGUGUGAAAUGCCUGUAUAUUUUGGUCAUUGGAUAGUUAUAUUUUGUCAUGUGACUGUUGCACUUUGUUCAUGUGACAGCAAUCUAUUUGGGUGUUGUAUGUUAAAUUAUUAUGUGGAGUUUUUAGAGGAAUAAUUAUAAAAAAUAGUUAAAAUGAAGUCUUUAGGCUUGUAAGUUAAAACUUUUUGGUGAAGAAUAAAUAUUAUAUGGAGUUAAGAAUUCGAACAAAUUUUGUGGAUAUACCAUGUACAUCCAUGGCUUUUAUGAUUUUUUAGAUAGAUUGUCAUAAUCAAGUCUUGAUAUAUAGAACUAUUGCAUACAUCAAACUUUAUGUUGUAAUUAUUAAUUAUGUAUUGUUAUAUUAUUAAAUAUUAUGUCAGUUCAACAUUAUUGAUUGAAAUACCAAAACUGCAACUGAUAGGCACUCCCUUAUCAUUUCCAAAUACAUGAUAAUAUAGCACAACGUCUUCCAUAUGAUGAGAGUAUAAAUAUCUUUUCCUGCAUGCAACUGUUACCAAUAUUUUUGUGGAAUGUUAAGUUGUGGUUAUUAAAUUAAAAUAUGUUUUAAAAAUAAUUGUAUUUAAUCAUGUGAAGAAAGUGUAAAUUUUAGUAUCAGAGUUGUCUUGGUAAAUCUCUUGUUUAUUAUGCCCCCCUUCGAAGAAGAGGGGGUAUAUUGCUUUGCUCAUGUCGGUCGGUCUGUCGGUCUGUCCGUCCACCAGGUGGUUGUCAGACGAUAACUCAAGAACGCUUGGGCCUAGGAUCAUGAAACUUCAUAGGUACAUUGAUCAUGACUCGAUUUUGAGGUCACUAGGUCAAAGGUCAAGGUCACGGUGACCCGAAAUAGUAAAAUGGUUUUUGAAUGAUAACUCAAGAACGCAUACGCCUAGGAUCAUGAAACUUCAUUGGUAGAUUGAUCAUGACUUGCAGAUGACCCCUAUUGAUUUUGAGGUCACAAGGUCUAGGUCACGGUGACUCGAAAUAGUAAAAUGAUUUUCGGAUGAUAACUCAAGAGCGCUUUUGCCUAGGAUCAUGACACUUCAUAGGUACAUUGAUCGUGACUCGCAGAUGACCCCUAUUGAUUUUCAGGUCACUAGGUCAAAGGUCAAGGUCACAGUGACAAAAAUCGUAUUUACACAAUGGCUGCCACUACAACGGACAGCCCAUAUGGGGGGCAUGCAUGUUUUACAAACAGCCCUUGUUUUGUUAAUGGGUUUUACAUUUCUUAAAUGUUUCACAUUGUAAACAUGUCUUCAUACCUCUCCAUAAUGAAGUAAAAGAGAGACGUCAAUAGUGAUUCCGGUAUGCCUCCUUUAAAUAAUUAUGGAAAAGAUAGACAGAGAGACGUCAAUAGUGAUUCUUUUCCAACUUAAACAUUUCAUAACAUCAUGAAUAUCAGAAGUCAUCCGCUUAACCUUUUCAUUGAACAACAUUUAAAUUUGCAGGCAUUCAUCAUUAUAAUAUGAAAUUUUGUAUGUGCCAUUGUUAUGAUGUAACAUUCAUGUUUAAUAAAAAUGAAUGCACCUUUUUUAAUCUUGCAAGUUCUGUAAUAUCAUGCUUUUGGGGUUGUAUUCUAUGUGACUAUUGAGAUUUAUUGAAGUUGAUUUUGUCUUCGUAUUGUGUUCUCAAUACAUCGUAAGUCAAUAUGUGUUGUCAGAUACUAAGUAAUUUGAUAUACGGUCAUAAUCUUGUUGUAU
Messenger RNA from Dreissena polymorpha, 5323 nucleotides. RefSeq lists its product as uncharacterized. The record is from RefSeq and is a predicted model, not a curated record. NCBI's taxonomy places the organism in Eukaryota, Metazoa, Mollusca, Bivalvia, Myida, Dreissenidae. The transcript is spliced from 7 exons. The coding region runs from base 1522 to 2079 and encodes 185 amino acids.